UAGAUUCCCGGCGUACUACCGGAAACGGAAGUGAGUUUGCGAACAAAACAGUCGAAGUUUGUAAUCGCUCCGAUUUUAAGUUUUCGUUCGCUUUUAUACUCCUUUGUGUUCUCGAUAAUGUGUAUCCAGUCACAUUAACGGUUGAAUUGAUAUAAUUAUUUUGCAAUGUCCAAAGAAAAGCGCCACAGGAGAAAGGACUCUCCGGAACGAGAGUCCAAAGUUAAGACGAACCAGGAGAAACAGAGCCCUGUUAGGCCACAGAGAUCACGCCGGUCGAGGUCGAGAUCCAGCGGUAACUCCAGUCCACAGAGGAGAAGGACAAGCAGGUCACCUGCCAGGAUGAGGGACCGCUCACCAGGUAGAAGAGUGUCGUCUCCCGCCAGACGAGGAAGCAGAUCUCCAAGAAACCGGCGAAGUCGCAGUCCCCAUCGUGGUGCUGAUGUCAAAAUUAAGAGGGAGCGGGAUGAGCCUCGAGUCAGUGGUGAUGAGCGGAGGAGAAGAAACGACCAGCCAGAGGAGAGGCAGAGCAGGUGGGAAUCAGACAGACCACGGCAGAGAGACCGUGGUGGAGACAGACACAGAGAACGAGAUGCACGUGCUUCCCAGCAAGCUGAGCGACAGCAGCACAAUGAGCGGCGCAGAGAGAACCGACAGCAACGUAAAGAAAACCAAGAGCAUGAUUUUGGAGAGUCUGAAGGAGAGAGAAAUGGCACAAAUGAUCCUCCUGUUGAGAAGGAGAGGCCCAACUUUGAACUGUCAGGGGCACUCACAGAAGAUACCAACACAUUCCGAGGGGUGGUGAUCAAGUACAACGAGCCACCCGAGGCUCGCAUUCCUAAGCGAAGAUGGCGACUGUACCCCUUCAAAAAUGACGAACCCCUUCCAGUCAUGUAUAUUCACAGACAGAGUGCUUAUUUAUUGGGGCGGCAGAGAAGAAUUGCUGACAUCCCCAUUGACCACCCAUCAUGCUCCAAGCAACAUGCAGUAUUGCAGUAUAGACUGGCAGAGUUUACACGCGCAGAUGGCACCACUGGCCGCAGGGUAAGGCCUUACAUCAUUGACCUGGGUUCGGGCAACGGCACCUACCUGAACAACCAGUGGAUUGAGCCCCAGCGCUAUUACGAGCUCAAAGAAAAAGAUGUUCUCAAGUUUGGCUUCAGUAGCCGCGAGUACGUCCUCCUGCAUGAGUUCUCAGACACAAGCGAGGUGGAUGCCAAACAGGAAGAAGAGGACGAGGGCCUCGAUGAGUAAAUCGUUCCCAUACUCUAUAUUGCCUACGUUGAUUCAGGAAACGGCACCUAUCUGGACAACCAGCGGAUCAAGCCCCAGCACUAUUACCAGCUCAAAAAAAAAACAAAGAUGUUCUCAAGUCUGGCUUCAUUGCGGUGAGUACUUGUCAGACACAGAUGAGGAGAACGCCAAACAGGAAGAGGAUGACGACAGCCUCUGAGUAAAUUGUUCCUAUAAACUGUACUGCCUACAUUCUGUUAGGUAUAAAAACAUAAUCAUCAGCGGUCAAGACAUGGAACAAUGAAUUGAGCUGGUAAACGAAUGACUUUAAUAUUUAAACAAGGCUGGUUUGUAUAUUCUGAAAUUAUUGAACUAUUGCUUAGACCUGCCACAGCUGUCUCAGAGAAGACUUCCUAUUCUCAGGUUUGUGUAAUGUCUGUGUGAUGCAUUACUGAUCUUUCAUCUGACAGUACUCGUCAUAAAAAAGUGCCCAGUGCCAGGUAAUGAUAUCCUGCUUAAUGCAACAGUUAAUUAUAUAUUUUUGGAUCACAGCACUGAGUACAAAGUAUAGCUGAAGACUAAUCUUGUGUCUAAGUCCAGGCUGUAUCCAGUAUGUCAGUGUGCAUGUUAAUGUAGAAUGUGAAUUUUAGAUUCACAAAUGUUUUUUGGUUUUUUUUUUUUUUUUUUUUGCUUUGUAGUGCAGAGAAAAUAGCUAAUGCUGUUGUUUCCUUGCACCAAUGCAUACUGCAUAUAUAAACGCUUUUUCACCUGUGCACAGGCAAACAGCAUCCAUAGCAAAUUUCUUUUUUUGUACUGUAAAUAAAGAGCAAAAUUUCUGUUGUCUAAAGCGACUUACUGUAAACACCUCAUAAGAUCUGUGUAUUUUUUAUUUGUACUUUAUAUGCUGUUACAUACACUAUACCAUAGAUAUCAGAAGUGAAUACUAAUAAGCAUUAUAGGUAUCAUUUGUUUGAUAGGGGUGCAUUUAUUAUUCUUAUUUUCAGACGGAUCUACUUUUUCUUUGAUAGUGUUUAUUUAUUGACGAGGCAUUUAUUUCUGUGCAAA
Molecule: messenger RNA, 2295 nt
Organism: Monopterus albus (swamp eel)
Lineage: Eukaryota; Metazoa; Chordata; Actinopteri; Synbranchiformes; Synbranchidae
Gene: snip1
Product: Smad nuclear interacting protein
Exons: 5
Coding region: 166-1251 (361 amino acids)
Molecular function (GO): protein binding
Source: RefSeq, a predicted model, not a curated record